AUGAACAGCAAUAGCUCGUCGACCAGCACGCGAUCCGCGCCCAACCCGUGGAUCCGUGGCAUCCUGGCGCUUCUACUCGCCACAGGUCUACUCGCGCUGAUCCUGGAAGCCGCAACGCUCGACUUUCAGCCAAAACUCCGGCAUGUGGCGCCGUCCAACGCAUCGCUGGGGGUGCAGCAGCUGCUGCAUCAGCGUCAGUACAACACAGAGCUUUACAAUGGCUCAAGUGGAGCUGGAGAGCCGCAACAAGACGCCACCGUGUCACUGGAAGAGCUGCUGGCGCUCCAGAACACGUCCAGAACCAAUGCCAGCGACGAAGUGGCGCCCGCAGACUUGUACCACUUGAGUCUGCUACACGGCGCGUGCAUCACACACAAAGACGCGAUUGUUUCAUGGGAAUUCGGCGCUCCAGGGCCUUCGCAAGACGACGAAGAGCACAAUGUAGCCACGUUAAUCAAGGAAGACGACCCGGAUUUGUUACAGAAAUUGAAACAAUGUCCCGACGUGGACUUGUUCCUACCGUCAGGAGUGAGGAACAACGGAUAUUGUGAGGACACGAUGGCGUACACCAAGUACUUGCACACUAGAACACUGCCACUAUGGGCGCUGACAAAGAAGAUGCACGAUCCCGAGUCAGGACGUGACGUCGACUACUUCGAUCUGUGUCCAAAGACACCAAUGCUCUUCUUCCAGCACUACUGGGAAGAAAUUCCGUCGUCUCCGCAAUGGCCUCGAGGGAAAAAGAUGUACUUGAUGCUUAAUAUCGAGAUGUGGGAACUCGACGAGACCCAUUUGUGGCGCGCUGACGCGGUGUUAUGCAAGACGCGUAUCUGUGAGGAACGUGUGAAGAAAUGGUACGAACAACAAGGCAAUCCGCACGAUACUAAGGUGCUAUACACCAAACACACCUCGUCCGACCAAGCCAGCUACGCGCGACGUGUGCUGGGCGACCAAGUCGCGCCGAAAAACUUCAGUGAUGUCAAGUUUAUUCACACAGUCGGUGGCAGCUACUGGAAAGGUACGCGACAAGUAAUCGAGUGCUGGCUAUCGCGCCCAAACUUCCCGCCUCUGGACCUGUAUAUCCACAAUUGGGCAUACGAAGGAAUGUUCAAGGGUACAUACAAUAACCAUAUUCCUAAGAGUCAAAUUCGACUCACGACAGAUGAGGUAGACGCCACUACAUUCAGUAAGGCGAUUGCGGAAAGCGCCUAUUUCUUGUGUCCUAGUCAAAUGGAAGGCUACGGACACUACAUGAACCAGGCACGGGCCUCUGGUGGGGUCAUUAUCACUACCGACCUAGAUCCCAUGAAGGAGUUGAUCCAGAACGACGACAUGGGACUGCGAGUACCGUCCAGACCUCGGCACGACCGUAAUAUAUUCUUGGGCGGAAGGAGUAAAAAGGGCUUGGGACUGAGAGAUGUGCCCGGUAUGGUGGCCCAAUUCAGCACCAAUGACUUGUGUAAAACGGUAGAACAUCUACUCAACGACGUGAGCGUUGAAAAGCGGAGAGAAAUGGGGAAAAAUGCUCGGUUACAGUACCACAAAGACACCAAGUUCUUUGAGCGAGCGAUGCUUGAUUUGCGCGUCCUGGCGAGACAACAGGCCAGUGAAAACCACGCGGAAGACAGCGAGGAGAUCAUUUCCAGUGCACCUCGCAAGUAUUUCCGCGACGAACCGACUACAGGGUAGCCAUGAUAGACCAGCUAAGUUGUAGGGAAUUUUUCGUAUUUUACGAUUAGUUUCGGGUGAACUGGCGUAAUUUAUGCAUCGAUUGUGCAAA
Phytophthora infestans T30-4 is the source of this 1780-nucleotide messenger RNA. RefSeq lists its product as uncharacterized. The transcript has a single exon. Bases 1 to 1689 code for a protein of 562 amino acids. The record is from RefSeq and is a predicted model, not a curated record. Lineage: Eukaryota; Oomycota; Peronosporomycetes; Peronosporales; Peronosporaceae.